Messenger RNA from Ylistrum balloti, 2729 nucleotides. Its product is annotated as corrinoid adenosyltransferase MMAB-like. Lineage: Eukaryota; Metazoa; Mollusca; Bivalvia; Pectinida; Pectinidae. Gene Ontology annotation, molecular function: corrinoid adenosyltransferase activity. The transcript has 9 exons. The record is from RefSeq and is a predicted model, not a curated record. Bases 1 to 681 code for a protein of 226 amino acids.
AUGUCACUUUUUGUGACAGUUUAUCGGCAAGCGUCAAGAGGCCUAGCUACGUAUUCAAAACUGUUGGCAGCUCAAAAAAAUGAAGGAAAGAAGUUUCCAAAAAUAUACACAAAAACUGGUGAUAAAGGUACAUCAUCAACAUACACAGGAGAAAGGAGACCCAAAAAUGAUGUCAUUUUUGAAGCUUUAGGAUCGACUGAUGAGCUUUCCUGUGCUAUUGGUUUGGCUGCUGAAUACUGUAGAGACUCUGAUAUACCGGUUGUAACAGAUUUAGUAAAAAUCCAGUGUGUGCUUCAAGAUGUAGGAUCGUGUGUGGCCACGCCAUUGUCAUCUGCCAGAGAUUCACAUUUAAAGAUGACAAAAUUUAACGGGAAGCAUGUGACAGACUUGGAAAAAUUGAUAGACCAGUAUACAGCAGAGUUACCUCCCUUGGAAAACUUCAUCAUUCCUUCUGGUGGCAAAUCUUCAUCAUCCUUACAUUUAGCCAGAUCCAUUUGUCGCAGAGCAGAGAGACAUGUGACACCUUUAGUAAGAAGUGGAGAAAUUGAUGUUGAACCACUUCAGUAUCUCAACAGAUUGAGUGAUUUUCUUUUCACUAUUGCAAGAUACUCAGCUAAAAAGGAAGGAAAGGAAGAAAUGAUUUACAUACGAGUUUACCCGACUGAAACAGAUGACAAAUGACAAAAACAUAUGCAUUCUAACUAGCUUACAAUUAUUAAUGUUAGUAAAUGUAACUGUGAUUUUGAUUGAUGUGCAAUGACCAAAAUGAAUCCAAUUUUUACAACGAUUCUCAUUGGUGUACAGUGACCAAAAUGACUCCAAUUGUUACAAUGAUUCUCAUUGGUGUGCAGUGAUCAAGAUGUCUUCAAUUCUUACAAUGAUUCUCAUUGAUCUGCAGUGACCAUGAUACAUUGUUGCUCAUUGGUCUGCAGUGACCAAUAUGUCUUCAAGUGUUACAGUGAUUCUCAUUGGUCUGCAGUGGCCUCUCGUGAAUUUUGUCAUAUGUACCUGAUAGUCUCAUUGGCCAAAAAUGAUAAUGAUGUCUUUAAUGUAUCACUCAUUCUCAUUGAUGUAUAAUGACCAUUCUGUCUUAAGUCGGGAAUCAGUGUGUUUCUCACAUGUAACAACGUUGGUGUCAUAUACAAUUGUAUUUCAAUUGAUGUAAACUCUGUGCUCUGACCUUGAUGUAAAUAUGCAUGUAGAUACUAAUAUGAUCAACAGAAUAAUUUUGAAUAAGCUCUGAAUUGAUUAAUAUUUUUCUCUGAAGUAAAAUAAUAUCUUUCUCUAACACGGAUUCGAUCUUUACUAGAUAUGAACAAAAAAUUGAACCUAGUUUAAUGUGCUGUUUGUUUUGCAGCCAUUAUGUACAGUAGAACUAAGCACAGGCAAUACUCUAAUGACACAUUAAACAAUGCCAUUUAAAAUUAAUAUGAAAUCCUAAAUGUCUUCUGAAUUAUUUGUCUGAUUAGCAAAAAUUGAUUUUCAACUUCCGCUAGCUGUAUACCAUUUUGUGAACAAAUGAAUUUGUAGAGUGCCCACGAUUUACUUGAAAAUGAACCCCUCAUGAAAAUUAACUAUUUUACAGUAAUGAAAUUACCCUUCACACUAUUUCUUUUCUAUGUUGCUACUAGUCGUCGCCAUCAUCAACAUCAGUUUGAUUGUAUACUAUAUAAUCAUACUGAUUAAGUUAGGACAAAGCAGAAACUUGCACCAGUUUCACUGAACACUGUCGUAAUCCUGACCAAUUCGUUGAACACCGGUAUGUGAUGAUGCAGACAGUUUUGGCCCUUGGAAUUAUUUUAGCAUACGAUAACAGUGUAAUAUAUUAGACGAAUGCAUUAAUCAUUCUGCAGUGUAUUUCUGUUGUAAAGUCAAAUGAACCAUUAUGCUUGAAGCUGUUGGAAAUGACUACGAGUAUCUGAAUUGGCAAAGUUUGUUUCUUUUUGUGAUGACAAUGUCGUGUCUAUUCUGAGCAAAGAAGACGCUUUCCAUUUUCAAUCUGCAUUCUGCUUUUAUGUGAUUCCAGUAAUAAAUGUCCUGUCCAAUCAACUGGUGAUAUCAAAUAUUUCAAAAUACUCCGAUAUCUAACAUGUCUUUGUUGACACUGCACGGGUUUACAUUGAAAAUGUGGUACCUUUUAGAUAUAUUUGAUGUAAAUAUGCACGUACGGGCAUGUUAAGCGUUAUCAUGAACAGAACGAUAUGACUCACAUACCUAUUUUUUUAAAUUUUCAUUUGUGUGCAAGACAAAACAAGUGUAUGUGAAUAUGAAUAUUUGCAUAUUAAACUUGUGUACAUGUAGGAUAUUGUGAAAGAGUAGGCAUCUCCUGAUUCUUUGUCUUUGUUAAUAAUGAAAAACUGCAAUCUGAACAAGAAAAUCAAGAGCGGAUUUCAACUUGCUUGUGUAUUUACCACGCCUACAUAGCUGAGUCGGAUUCACUUAGAAUCUAAGCAGGAAAGGUAACUCAAGCAAAAAGGGUGCUUUUUUCAGAGAAUGGAAAUCAUUUAUGUAAAUAUGUCUUUGUUGUGAAACGCUAGUUUUAUAUUGUCCGUCUGCUCUGGUAGUCAGGUCAGGGUUCAGAGUUCAUUCUUUGUACGUCGUGGAAAAAUGCAUCAUGGAAUAUGUUUACGUGAAAGUCCAAAGGAAACAGACUUGCAGAUUUAGCAAGGCUUAGGUGUCCCAUGAGGUAACUUUAAUACGGUUUAAACGUUUGAAGUUUGAUUAAUUUU